UUGUUAUUUUUAGAGACAUACACAUCGGGUCCAGCGUUCGUCCGACCCGUCGGCAAUCAGACAGCGGCAAUUGGACGUGAAGCUGUGUUUUCUUGUUACGUCCGUAACAUCGGAAAAUACAAGGUAGGAUGGCUGAGAGCGUCGGACCAAACUGUUCUCUCAUUGGACACACGAAUCGUGACCCACAAUAAUCGCAUCGCAGUUUCUUAUGAAGCCGGUGGUUGUUCCGGCACGUCCAACGCUAUCUCCAUGGGUUCUGGGGCCGGCGGACUCGUACCAGCGGUGGCACCAGUAGCAGCACCAGUUCAUGGCGUGAUUGGAAGCAAUCAGGUGAUGGACGAGGGCGUCAACUGCACGUGGCGGUUGCAUAUACGCCACCUGAAAAAGUCCGACGAGGGAUGCUAUAUGUGUCAAAUCAAUACAUCACCUAUGAUCUCCGAGCUCGGAUGUUUAUCUAUUUUAGUGCCACCGGACAUUGUUUACGGGGACGAAACGAGCAAGGACUUGUCAGUGACGGAGGGUGAAAACGUCACACUCAAUUGUCAAGCCACAGGGACGCCGAAGCCGAGAGUUUCUUGGCGACGAGAGGACGGGCAGCACAUCCUCAUCAGGAAUUCGACCUCGUUCUCGAGUUCCUAUAGUGGCAAGAGCUACAAUUUUAAAAAAGUGGAAAUUUACAAUGAGUCAAAGCUGCAUUUUUAUCGAGUGGAUAGACAGCAAAUGGGUGUUUAUAUGUGUAUUGCUACCAAUGACGUUCCACCUACUGUCAGCAAACGUGUCGCACUCGAAGUAAAUUUUGCACCAACGGUGCAAGUUCAGAGCCAGCUGCUAGGAGCACCAUUGGGUACUCGAGUGCAAAUGGACUGCUCUAUCGAGGCACAUCCUAAUACGAUAAACUUUUGGGAGAAGAACCGAACGGAAAUGCUGGUCGACGGGCCAAAGUACGAAAUCCACGAAGAACGUUCCGGCUACCAAGUACUAACAGCACUUGUGAUAAAAAAAUUUACCGAGCAAGAUGAGGGUAUUUAUGUCUGCACUGCCUCGAACAUUUUAGGAAAAGCCGAGGGUACUUCACGACUCUACAGAUUGGCAGAGGCAGCCCGUGGCUCGAGAUCAUCAUCGAAUACACGGCCAACCAGUCUGUUCUUUAUAUCACUCGGAGCGAUAUCACUAUUCUCCCAUAGUCUCUGUUCGUUGCGGUGA
Molecule: messenger RNA, 1203 nt
Organism: Cotesia congregata
Lineage: Eukaryota; Metazoa; Arthropoda; Insecta; Hymenoptera; Braconidae
Source: the annotation of a GenBank genome assembly